Linum tenue is the source of this 3232-nucleotide messenger RNA. NCBI's taxonomy places the organism in Eukaryota, Viridiplantae, Streptophyta, Magnoliopsida, Malpighiales, Linaceae. The record is from the annotation of a GenBank genome assembly.
AUGGCGCCCUCCUCCACCGCCGUUUCUCCCUUCUGCAAAUUCCUCAGCCCUCUCCUCUUCCUCCUCUGCUUCCUCUCUCCCGCCCAAUCCGACGACCUCCAAACUCUCCUCGCACUCAAAUCCUCGCUCCACAAUCCCAACACCAACGUCUUCGACACCUGGACCGCCGCCACUUCCAUCUGCGGAUUCACCGGAGUCACCUGCGCCGCCGCCGACAACACCUCCGUCGCGGAGCUCGAGCUCUCCUCCUCCAAUUUGAACGGCCCCCUCCCGCUCGACUCAAUUUGCCAGCUCAAUUCCCUGGAGAAGCUCUCCCUCGGCCACAAUUCCUUCACCGGAACCGUGCCCAAGGAUUUGAGCAACUGUACCAAACUCCGCUACCUCGAUUUGGGCAACAAUUUCUUCACCGGCGAGUUCCCGGAUUUCUCGGCCAUCUCCCAGCUUCAGCACCUGUACCUGAACCAGAGCGGGUUCAGCGGACAAUUCCCCUGGAACUCGCUCGCCAACACGACCAGUCUCGUCGCGCUCAGCCUUGGAGACAACGCGUUCGAUCCGACACCGUUUCCUCCCGAGAUUGUUCGGUUGACUAAUCUCCGGUGGCUUUACUUGACGAACACGAGCAUCGUGGGGAGAAUUCCCGACGCAAUUGGGGACCUCACCCAGCUUAUUAACUUGGAGUUUUCGGAUAAUUAUCUCACCGGCGAGAUCCCUGCUUCGAUUGGAAACUUGCGGAACCUCUGGCAGCUGGAGAUGUACAACAACAACCUGACCGGCAAAAUCCCUGCCGGGCUCGGGAACUUGACGCUGUUGGAGAAUUUCGAUGCGUCGAGGAAUCAUCUCGAAGGAGAUUUGUCGGCGACCAGGUACUUGACCAAUCUAGUAACUCUCCAGUUGUUCCAGAACGAGCUAUCCGGCGUUGUGCCGCCGGAAUUCGGGGGGUUCACCAAGCUGGUCAACCUUUCUCUGUACGAGAACCAGCUGUCGGGUCAUCUGCCGGAGAAUCUGGGCUCUGUUUCCGGCUUUGAUUUCAUCGACGUGUCCGAGAAUUACUUGACGGGUCCGAUUCCGCCCAAUAUGUGCAAGAAAGGGGUGAUGAGAGGACUUCUGAUGCUCCAGAACAACUUCACCGGCGGAAUCCCAGCCAGUUACGCCAAUUGCACGACUCUGCUGAGAUUCAGGGUGAGCAAGAACUCGCUCUCCGGCGAAAUCCCCGCCGGGAUUUGGGGGUUGCCCAACGUGAACAUCAUAGACAUCGAGGACAAUCAGUUCGAAGGCAGAUUAACGGCUGACAUCAGGAAGGCGAAAUCACUUGGACAGUUGCUCGUCAGCAACAACCGUCUCUCCGGGGAACUCCCCGAGGAGAUUUCUCAGGCGACGUCGUUGGUUGCCAUCUCGUUGAGCGACAAUAAGUUUUCGGGCGAAAUUCCGGAGAGUGUCGGAGGGUUGAAGCUUCUGAGCAGCCUUCAAAUGCAGAACAAUAACUUAAGCGGCUCAAUUCCCCGAUCAAUAAGCCUCUGUAAUUCUCUCAGCGAUUUAAACAUCGCCAGAAAUUCCCUCUCCGGCGAGAUUCCGUCCUCGUUGGGAUCCCUGCCAACCCUCAACGCUCUAAACAUCUCCGACAACCAACUCUCCGGCAGAAUUCCGGGUACCCUGUCAUCGUUGAAACUCAGCCUCCUUGAUCUUUCCAACAACAGAUUAACCGGCGGCAUCCCUCUGUCCCUGUCAGUCGACGCUUACGACGGCAGCUUCGACGGAAACCCAGAGCUCUGCAGCGAAACCGUCAACGGGUUCAAACGCUGCCGUCGUGAAUCGGGAAUGAGCAAAGAUGUCAGAACUCUAUUGACCUGCGUCGCGGUUGGAUCUUUGAUUUUACUCGUUUCAUUCGGAUCUUACUUGCAUCUAAAGAACAGAGAAAAGGAAGACGGCGAUCGAUCGCUGAAGGAAGAGAAUUGGGAUGUGAAAUCGUUCCACGUGUUGACAUUCAGCGAGGACGACAUUCUGGAUUCAAUCAAGCCGGAGAAUCUCGUCGGAAAGGGAGGAUCGGGCAACGUCUAUAAAGUGACUCUCGCCAACGGCAGAGAUGUUGCUGUGAAACACAUAUGGACCGCCGGCCCGGAUGAUGGGGGGAAGCACCAGCGGAGCUCCACGCCGAUGCUCGGGAAGCGCGGCGGCGGAGGCGGGAGAGGGAGGUCGAAGGAGCUCGAAGCGGAGGUUCAGACAUUGAGCUCGAUUCGACACCUGAACGUGGUGAAGCUCUACUGCAGCAUAACGAGCGAGGACUCGAGCUUGUUGGUGUACGAGUACAUGUGCAAUGGGAGCCUAUGGGAUCGACUCCACACGUCGCAGAAAGUGGAGCUCGAUUGGGAAACGAGGUACGAGAUUGCUGUCGGUUCUGCGAGAGGAUUGGAGUAUCUGCACCAUGGAUGCGAGAGGCCGGUGCUUCACAGGGAUGUAAAAUCCAGCAACAUUUUGCUGGACGAGUUUUUCAAGCCGAGGAUUGCUGAUUUCGGGUUGGCUAAGGUUGUUCAAUCCGGGUUGGGUAAGGAUUCGACCAGGGUCAUUGCUGGAACUCAUGGAUACAUUGCUCCUGAAUAUGCGUACACGUACAAAGUGGACGAGAAGAGCGAUGUGUACAGCUUCGGGGUGGUCUUGAUGGAGCUUGUGAGUGGGAAGAGGCCGAUGGAGCCCGAAUUCGGCGACAACAAGGACAUAGUAGAUUGGAUUGGAAGCAAGUUGAAGACGAAAGAAAGUAUAUUCAGUAUUGUGGAUUCUAAAAUCCCUGAUGUGUGCAAGGAUGAUGCGAUUAAAUUGCUGCGAAUUGCCAUUCUCUGCACGGCAAAGCUUCCGAAUUCGCGGCCUACGAUGAGAAGCGUGGUCCAAAUGCUUGAAGAGGCCAAGCCAUGUAAGCUGUUGGGGAUCUUCAUUAGCAAAGAUGAUGGUCCUCCAAAGACAAUUGAAGUAUUGGAGAAGAAGCCCUAAUCUAGAAAGAACAUCGAAGUGAUGAAUUCGAGCAGAUUGGGUCACGUACGGUUUAUGGGGUCAGCCCAGUUGAUGGGGUUUUGGAGUAUGUAAUGUAUCAUAAAGUUGUGAGAUAUAGUCGAGGAGUCGAUGAUUUAGCUGUAAAGUAAUCAGUGGUAGAUAGAAAGGAAGUAAGGUGGUGUUUGUUUGUAGUUUUUUGUGUGGUGAUGUUGUGCUUUUGGUUUCUUAGUGGCGGAGCAAAGGCUCCUUUGUU